GGAAGUGUCUCCUGUGCGUCUGCGCGGGAAGUGGAACCCAGCGGCGUGAGGUCCGCGCCGGGUGCUAGGUAAUAAAUUUCUCGUAGCUGCUCGGCUCGCGGCUAGUGAGGCCGGCCCUGCCACUGUCACCGCCAUGCCUAUGAAGGGCCGCUUCCCCAUCCGCCGUACCCUCCAAUACCUUAACCAGGGGAACGUGGUGUUCAAGGACUCCGUGAAGGUCAUGACAGUGAAUUACAACACGCGCGGGGAGCUGGGCGAGGGCGCCAGGAAAUUUGUAUUUUUCAACAUACCUCAGAUUCAAUACAAAAAUCCUUGGGUGCAGAUCAUGAUGUUUAAGAACAUGACACCAUCACCCUUUCUGCGUUUCUACUUAGAUUCUGGGGAGCAGGUCCUGGUGGAUGUGGAGACCAAGAGCAAUAAGGAGAUCAUGGAGCACAUUAGAAAAAUUUUGGGGAAAACUGAGGAAACGCUCAGGGAAGAGGAGGAGGAGAAAAAGCAGCUCUCUCACCCAGCCAACUUCGGCCCUCGAAAGUACUGCCUGCGGGAGUGCAUCUGUGAAGUGGAAGGGCAGGUGCCCUGCCCCAGACUGGUGCCAUUACCCAAGGAGAUGACAGGGAAGUACAAAGCCGCCCUGAAAGCCAAUGCCCAGGACUAAGGCCCAUGGUCACUGUGGGCUUGGGUGAUGGUGUCUGACCAUGGGGAGAUUGGAAUGGGGUUACUUUGGCCCAGGGAAGCCUGUGGUUCUGUGUCUGGAGACUCUGGAAAUCCUUUUUGCAAUAAAAGGUCCCCUUUACACACCUGUGUAAAAGAAUGUGGGGAGAGGAGGGUCUGCAGCUGAGCUGCUAAAUGAAUAUCCAUGCUCCACUGGUCAAUAAAAUGCUUCCUAAUAGCA
This is a messenger RNA of Cebus imitator (Panamanian white-faced capuchin), 892 nucleotides long. It is a transcript of the gene MRPS25, whose product is annotated as mitochondrial ribosomal protein S25. NCBI's taxonomy places the organism in Eukaryota, Metazoa, Chordata, Mammalia, Primates, Cebidae. The transcript has 4 exons. Gene Ontology annotation, molecular function: structural constituent of ribosome. The coding region runs from base 134 to 655 and encodes 173 amino acids. The record is from RefSeq and is a predicted model, not a curated record. Gene Ontology annotation, cellular component: mitochondrion.